Messenger RNA from Schistocerca americana (American grasshopper), 2536 nucleotides. RefSeq names its product ecdysone-induced protein 74EF (gene Eip74EF). Lineage: Eukaryota; Metazoa; Arthropoda; Insecta; Orthoptera; Acrididae. Gene Ontology annotation, cellular component: nucleus. The record is from RefSeq and is a predicted model, not a curated record. The transcript has 14 exons. Gene Ontology annotation, biological process: cell differentiation; regulation of transcription by RNA polymerase II. Gene Ontology annotation, molecular function: DNA-binding transcription factor activity, RNA polymerase II-specific; sequence-specific DNA binding. Bases 301 to 1854 code for a protein of 517 amino acids.
GUACGGUGUGUAUGUGCGGCGCGGCGCGCUCCACGCUCCACGCUCCGGACCGUUUCGGACAACAAGCACCUGCUUAGAGAGCAGAAAGCUAACAUCCCGUUUGAUGGAAACAGGCCUCUACGCCCAACGCAGGCGUAGCCACAGUGCUCAGACGGGUGCCGUGCAGCUAAACUUGUGCAGGUCACCAACCAGCGCUGUUCAUGUUUUGGAUCAAGUUUCAGAAGUACCGUGAUAUAGCCAGGUCGCUCUUGGAACCUAGUGGCUGCGGCGGCGCGGCCAGUCAGCAAGUCUGCUGUAAGCAUGCCUUUCAUUGACGACGACCUGCUGUGGUGCCCUGACAACGACGGCAAGAUGGUGGACCUGUCACAAUGCUUGGAUUCUGGAAAUCAGCAGGAAGGAGGGGGGACUGGCCUGGGUGAGCUGUCACAGCAGGAUCUCUCAGGACUGGUAGGAGAAUUUGAGGAGGAGGUAGAUGAUGAUCUCUUCAAGCAAUUGGGAGACACAACAUUUGAGUUGGAUACAUUCUUCCCUGACUUUGUUGACAAGGAAGAAAACAACAACAAUGUGUCCCCGGGUUCUGCAGAAUCAGUCAAUUCUAGUAACGCAAACAAAAGUGCAGUUGCGCGUAAGAUGAACAUUAUUGCUGCAAACCCACUGCUUGCAGUAAGAGCUGGUGUGUCUUGUGCAGAGAAACUGUCAGCCCCUGCUCCUGCCCCCAACCCUGCCCCUGUGUCAGCCUCUGCUUCGGCUUCUGCCCCUGUGUCAGCGCCUAGCUCCAUAGCUCCUCCAGCAGGCAUACCAGCCAUCCCACCGGUUCCUCCAGCAUGCACAUAUGCUCGGGUCAAGACUGAGCUCCUACCAGGUAAAGUGGACACGGCGGAGCUGUGCCCCACGCAGUCGCCUCCGCCGGUGGUGGUGAAGCGCGAGCCGAUCACGGAGCACAAGCCGGCGUUGUUACACGGGCUGCUCAGCCAGCAUCCGCACGCGCUUCUCACCCACAGGUCCACCUACACUGCAUCCACAGGAUCACUGCCACCGAGUCCAGCGGACUCCGGCGUCUCCGACGUUGACAGCAGCAGCAGCGGACACGCGUCCAAUGACGAGCUCAAGGCGCGGCUGCAACCCACCCCAGGUCCGGCGAGGACGCCGGAGAGCCCGGGCCCUGCCUAUGCGCAUGCGCACGCCCACGCGCACGCGCACGCACACCCGCACGGCUUCCUGGCGCCGUACUACCAGCCGGCGCACAGGCCACCGCCUCCGCCGCCACCGCACCACCACUACCCCGCAAGGAGUCCUGCGGAUGGAUACGCUGGCUAUUUACCUGGCCCUUCGCCAGCCUACCACUCGCACCCACAGUUUGCCACCCCACCUCUGCCAUCAGCAUCGACUGUGGGAGUGACAUCAGCUAUUCCUACUUCAGUCAUACAGGCUGCGUCCUCAUCAGUGAGUGAUGAUGUCUAUAUGUUGGAGCUCAGUUUUCAAGGUCGAGGGAAGAAACGGCCCAAGAAACUUCGCACUGAGCCAGGAAGUGUCAAAAGGAAGAGCCGUGAAGGCUCCACUACGUACCUGUGGGAGUUCUUGCUCAAGUUGCUCCAAGAUCGAGAUUACUGCCCGCGCUACAUUAAGUGGACGAACAGGGAAAAGGGUGUGUUUAAGUUAGUUGACUCCAAGGCUGUAUCUCGCCUGUGGGGGCUGCACAAGAACAAGCCUGAUAUGAACUACGAAACAAUGGGGCGAGCCUUGAGGUAUUAUUACCAGAGGGGCAUCCUGGCAAAAGUUGAUGGCCAGCGACUCGUGUACCAGUUUGUUGAUGUUCCCAAGGACAUAGUGGAGAUUGACUGUACGGGAGCGUGACCAGUUGGACUGUAUAUACAGAGUAACUUAAUGUGAUUCGGAAUUAUUUUUCUGCUGGACAUCUUCUGUGAUGAUAUGCAGGAUAGCUACAAAUAUUUUCAGUGAAUGAAAAGUGAGGAAUUGUUUGUAAUUAUUUUUGAAAAGAUCUCAGGAACAGUGCUGGUGGUGUAAAGUACCCUAUUUUUAUAAGUGUUUGGUGCAGGGAGUCACCUUUGGUUAGGACAGUAAUGCUGUCACCCAAGAAGAGGUCCAAUUGUACUCCAAGAUUAAUUUAUGAAGCUCUUUGUUCAGCAUCUCUGAGAGAUAUGUUACCUUCACUCCAUACUCUGCAGUGAAGUGAAAUAUGGCAUGAAAUGGCAUACUCAUGAAACUCUUUAAGAACUGUAAAAUAUAAAGAUACGUUAAACAACAUCUUAUUAUGUUCAUAAUCACACAAAUAACAAUUCACAUGAACCUUCAUUUGUGAUUUUUAAAUAAAUGUUAAUGACAGACUGAAGCAUAACUAUGUGCAUGUAUUUUGAAUAGAUUUUAAAAAAUCUAAAAAGAAAGUCUGCUGUCUGUGUGUGUGCAACCUCUGCUUAUUGUGUGCAACAGACUAAGUACUGCUGUGUAAAAUAUUUAUUUGUAUAGUCUCAGCAGCUGUGGGGCUUAUGUGUAAACUGUCAUGAUUUUGAAACUCAUC